Molecule: messenger RNA, 2758 nt
Organism: Balaenoptera ricei (Rice's whale)
Lineage: Eukaryota; Metazoa; Chordata; Mammalia; Artiodactyla; Balaenopteridae
Gene: TMEM120B
Product: transmembrane protein 120B
Exons: 12
Coding region: 107-1126 (339 amino acids)
Biological process (GO): fat cell differentiation
Cellular component (GO): nuclear inner membrane
Source: RefSeq, a predicted model, not a curated record
CAGCUGGUGCCUCGGAAGGCGGCCGGCGAGCGGACAGGCGUGGGGUGCUGGUGGCCGGCCGCGCCACGCUGCAGGAGCAACCGCCGCCGCCUCGCACCACUGCACCAUGGCCAGCCAACUGGAGCGUUGUGAGCGCGAGUGGCACGAGCUGGAGGGAGAAUUCCAGGAACUGCAGGAUACUCACAGGAUCUACAGGCAGAAGCUGGAGGAGCUGACCGCACUCCAGACUUCGUGCAGCAGCUCCAUCAACAAGCAGAAGACACGACUGAAGGACCUGAAGCACACGCUCCAGAGGUACAAGCGCCAUGCCAGUCGGGAGGAGGCAGAGCUCGUUCAGCAGUUGGGCGCCAGCAUCAAGGAGCGGCAGAACAUCUUCUUUGACAUGGAGGCCUACCUGCCUAAGAAGAAUGGGCUCUACUUAAAUCUGGUUCUCGGCAAUGUGAAUGUGACCCUUCUCAGCAACCAGGCCAAAUUUGCCUACAAGGAUGAGUAUGAGAAGUUCAAGCUCUACCUGACCAUCAUCCUGCUCCUGGGUGCUGUGGCAUGUCGAUUUGUCCUUUACUACAGGGUGACAGACGAAGUCUUUAACUUCCUGCUGGUAUGGUAUUACUGCACCCUGACGAUUCGGGAGAGUAUUCUCAUCAGCAACGGCUCGAGAAUCAAAGGCUGGUGGGUGUCUCACCACUACGUGUCCACGUUCCUGUCUGGAGUGAUGCUGACCUGGCCUAACGGACUAAUUUAUCAGAAGUUUCGCGAUCAGUUUUUAGCGUUCUCCAUUUUUCAGAGCUGUGUCCAGUUCCUGCAAUAUUAUUACCAGAGGGGCUGCCUCUACCGGCUGCGGGCCCUAGGGGAGAGGAAUCACCUGGACCUCACGGUGGAAGGAUUUCAGUCCUGGAUGUGGCGAGGCCUCACCUUCCUUCUGCCCUUCCUGUUUUGUGGCCACUUCUGGCAGCUCUACAAUGCCAUCACGUUAUUUGAGCUCUCCAGCCACGAGGAAUGCAGAGAAUGGCAGGUGUUCGUGUUGGCGCUUACGUUCCUUGUCCUCUUCCUCGGCAAUUUCCUGACCACACUCAAAGUCGUGCACGCCAAACUCCAGAAGAACAGAAGCGAGGCCAAGAAGCUGUGAGCCACGGGGCCAGCGCCCCUCGAGCCCCGGACUUUGAGACUGGCAGGGGAUCCCAGGCGACACCCUCGCUGCCGGGUUCCUCCCAACCAGUGCCAGUGGCCACUGGCAGCAGUGACCUCAGGGGCCAGCGGCAUCACUGGGAGCAGAGCCGAGGCCCCGGUCCCCGGCCGGGCAAGAGGAAUGUGACCCCAGCCUGUCCGUGCAGUAUUAGCCUGCCCCAGCCUCCCUAUUUAUGACAUAUUUAAUAUCGGCCCUCCCCCUUCCCUAGAAUCUGCCGCCCUCUUCCCCCGCUGCUCUCCGCGAGACUGCGUCAGUCUUCCUGAGGGGUGGCGGAGGCUUAGCCUCAGGGACCCCCCUCUGUCCCCCAUCCUGUCGUUUGAGCCCCUCAGGUUGGGCUUAGGACGUGCCUCGCUGGGGUUGGGUUUCCGCUGACCUGCUACUUAACUGAGUCCCAGGCGGGUGGAAGGAAGCCCUUCCGUGUCCCGGGAAGCCUCCCUCCCCGGGGCACCGCCUCUGCUGUAAGCUCCCGGCCUCCGCGCCGCCGCCGCGCGGGUGUUCAGGUUCUCGGGGAACCGCUGUCCGUCUGUGUCUCGUGCUCUUUGUGCUUCCUGAGUCUGCAGCCUGCUGGCCGCCAGGCGGCCCUGCCUCCCACCGGCCCAGGGCGGCCCUGUGGCGGGAGGGUUUUCUGAGGGUCACCACCAGAGGGCGCUCCUGCAUCGUCUGGCUGGUGUGAGGGCUUUUUUUUUUUUUUUUUUUUUCCCCCCCCUCAAAGUUUGGGUCCACUUUUGGGGGCUUUCAUGACCCCCGCCCCUCAGCCCACCUUCCCAGAUUCUCUCCGUGAGCACUCAGGGCGUGGGGUCAAGCCCCUCGGCGCUGGUUGGGAUGUAAGCCAGCGUGGAGGUCUCCCAUGCUCAGGCUUCCUCCCUUCACCUCAGAGGUUCUGGAAUGUGGGGGGCGCCUGAGCAGGCUCACUUCGAGGAGGAGGCCACACUCUAGAGGCCAGGGCAGGUCUGCUGGUCACCUCACGUUAGGUUCUGUAUCUGUGGGGAGGGUGAAGAAGCCAACAGGUUUGGUUGCAUUUUCUGCGUCUUCUCCUCAUAUGGGCCUCAGCCGUCCUUAACGACUUAACUUAGAAAUCCCUGCUGACCAGAGUACAUAGAUGGUGUCCAUAAUCAUGCUCUGGGCCUCAAAGGGGUUUAAACUUUUAAAGUAUGAAAUUUCCCCUCCCCUCCCCCCAGUAAGAUUCCACAUAAAAAUCCAGAUUUCCACUUUCCCUAGAGAAAUGGAAAGAUCUAGAAACAUUCCCACAGAGCAGCAUCUGGCUGGGCUGAGCUGCCUUGUCUAGGGUGGGGUGCUUGCUUUCUAAUUUGCCAUAGGCCCCACCACUCCCUUUUAUCCCUGCCCUACUUCACUCAUUUGGGUCUCCCAUCUGGCCCUUUAGGCACUUGGGUUUGCCCUAGACUAGGAGUUGGCGAACUUUUUCUGUGAAGAGCCAGAUGGCAAAUAUUUUAGGCUUUGAGGGCCAGAUGGUCUCUCACACUACUCUAGUCUGCAACUGGAGGGCAGAAGCAGCCAACGCAUAAACGAAUGGGCGUGGCUGUUUUUCAAUAAAACUUUAUUUACAAAAAUAAA